Pogoniulus pusillus (Red-fronted tinkerbird) is the source of this 1110-nucleotide messenger RNA. Its product is annotated as aquaporin-7-like. Gene Ontology annotation, molecular function: urea transmembrane transporter activity; water channel activity; glycerol channel activity. The transcript has 6 exons. The record is from RefSeq and is a predicted model, not a curated record. Bases 1 to 852 code for a protein of 283 amino acids. Gene Ontology annotation, cellular component: plasma membrane; basolateral plasma membrane. NCBI's taxonomy places the organism in Eukaryota, Metazoa, Chordata, Aves, Piciformes, Lybiidae. Gene Ontology annotation, biological process: water transport; glycerol transmembrane transport.
AUGCUGGAGAAGAUUCAGAAGGCACUCACAAUUCAUAGUGGUACCUUGAGGGAGCUGCUGGCAGAGGCACUGGGGAUGUUCAUUCUCAUGGUCUUUGGCUUGUCUUCCGUGGCACAAGUGGUGUUAGGAAGAGGAGACUUUGGGCAACAUCUGAGCAUCAAUUUGGGAUUUGGCAUUGGUGUUACACUGGGCAUGCAUGCGGCUGGAGGAAUCUCUGGAGCUCAUCUGAAUGCUGCCAUCACCUUCACACACUGCCUCUUAGGAAAUCUACCCUGGAGAAAGCUCCCAGCUUAUCUGAUGGGCCAGUUCUUGGGCUCCUUCGUGGCAGCAGCCACUGUCUUCGGCUUGUACUAUGAUGCUUUGUAUGACUACACCAAGGGUAACUUUACAGUGACUGGACCAAAUGCCACAGCGUCGAUCUUCUCCACUUACCCUGCUCCCUAUGUAUCCUUGCUGGGGGGCUUCUUCACAGAGUUUACAGCAACAGUGAUGCUACUUCUUGGCAUUCUGGUAAUCCAUGAUGAAAAGAACAACGAAGCACUGAAAGGCACUCAGGCCCUGCUCACGGGUAUCCUGGUUCUUGGCAUUGGCCUGGGGAUGGGGAUGAACACAGGCUAUGCCAUAAAUCCCUCCAGGGACCUGCCCCCCAGAAUCUUCACAGCAAUUGCAGGCUGGGGGAUGGAUGUUUUCACAGCUGGACCUCAUUGGUGGUGGAUCCCAGUCACAGCUCCAGUUCUGGGAAGUCUUGCUGGUGUUUUAAUCCACAAGCUCUUCAUUGAUCUUCACAAUCAGCCUGUCCUGGACAGCAGAAAUGAGAAAGGACAGCCAGUGGUGCAGACUUCUACCCUGUGACAGUCGCAUUCUCCAUGGACCCAUACGGACCAGCUGGAGGGUAGCCAAGUGGGUAAUGGACACAUGCUGGAGUACUGCUGGAGCACACUGUUACUUCACACUGCAGGUGGAGAAAUGAAGGAGUAGUUCUCAACAAAAUCUGCUUUGCAUAACCAGAGACACUAGGUCUCUGAGACAUUGGGCAGACCUGGGCAGGGCUAGAUCUUUUUGUGAUCUGAAGAAAUUAUUCAAUCUCCUUGUGUAAAAAAUCUACAAAAA